Adineta steineri is the source of this 685-nucleotide messenger RNA. The record is from the annotation of a GenBank genome assembly. NCBI's taxonomy places the organism in Eukaryota, Metazoa, Rotifera, Eurotatoria, Adinetida, Adinetidae.
UAGAGAAAGUUAUCAUGGUUUAGCAUUAGAUAAUGAUCAUUUACUAAUUCAACUUUAUCUCGACGAUAUUGGAUUGACGAAUCCAUUGGGAUCGAAACGUGAUAGGCAUAAGAUGAGCAUGAUUUACUUUACUCUUGAAGAUAUACCAGAUAAAUACAGAUCAAAGCUUGAUUUUAUUCAGCUUGUUGCUAUUUGUGAAAGUAAAAUUCUGAAGAAUCUUUUUGGUUUAUUUGAGGAUACUCUCAAAACAAAAACAUUUUUUCAACCAAUUAUUGACAAUUUGAAUAAAUUACAACUCAAUGGUCUUAUGAUCAAUCAUACUCAUUUUAAAUUUACAUUUUCAACUGUUGUUGCAGAUAAUCUCGCAGCUAACUGGAGAUGUUAUAUUAAUUAUACAGAUAAAGGAUCAUUAACUCCAUUAUCAGAUAUUCAAAGUCGAACGAUAUUUGAUCAUGAUUCAAUAGUUCAGCAGAUUUUAAAUGAUCCAAAUGAAUCUCCAAUUAUGGGUGUAGUUGGUGAAAGCCCUUUACAUAAUCUUAUUGGCUUUCACUCAACUACAUCUUUACCUGCUGAUUGUAUGCACGAUUUUCUCGAGGGGCUGUGCCGAAUGGUGAUAAUAUUACUUUUAAAAGAAGCUUCAUCAAUGCGUCUAAUGACUCAUGGUGAGAAUCAAUUCUUUAAUUGA